Lobosporangium transversale is the source of this 972-nucleotide messenger RNA. RefSeq lists its product as hypothetical. The transcript has a single exon. NCBI's taxonomy places the organism in Eukaryota, Fungi, Mortierellomycota, Mortierellomycetes, Mortierellales, Mortierellaceae. Bases 109 to 915 code for a protein of 268 amino acids. The record is from RefSeq and is a predicted model, not a curated record.
CUUCACUCUUACAUCGCCUCUCGUCUCUGACCUAUUCAUUAUUCGCUUUCUCUUUUUUCUAUACUCUGCCAUUCACUCAUUCGACUCAUUGAAAAAAAUACUUUUAACAUGAAGUCUACAUUCUUCUCAUCCGCAGUAGCAGUCAUUGCUCUCGGUUCGUCCUUGCUUCCCUCGUCUACAGAGGCUGCAGUGAUUGACCAGUGCAAGCUCUCUCUUGCUACACUCCUUUCAGACCCAGGCCUCAACUCUUGUCUGCCCUUGCAGGAGCUCUCUCAGCUCGUGACAGAGCCCGUCAUCACCCCAGCUCUUGUCAACAGCACCGCCACAACCUUCUGCUCCUAUCCUGUCUGUCCUGCUGCCUCCCUUACAUUGGUCCAGAACACGGUCACUCAGAAUUGCGUCAAUGCUUCGGAUCCCACCACAGCAGACUUGGUCUAUAGUGUUGCUAGUCUCUAUCCACCCGCCAAGGAAGGAGUCUGUCAAAGAGUCUCACCCCAGAAUGGCACUUUCUGUGCCACAGUCCUGACAGAAACCCUGACAACAUACUUAAAGAAGAAUCCAUCCCCCAAGGGCUUUACCGAUCCAGCCGUUUUGAAGCAAUAUGUCGACAGCAUGCCUUCUGAAAUUCUUUGCACCCCUUGCAAUAAGGCCAUGAUCAAUCCUCUUGUCAACUAUGUUGCUCAGAACAAAAACACAUUGAAACCCGCGGCCCUCACUUGGGCCAACGUGAUUCAGACAGAGGUUCAACGAAAGUGUGGAGCUGACUUUACUAAUGGCGCUGCUCCUACUCCCAACGACCCUUCAACCUCUUCUAAUGGAAAGAGUGGAGCCAAUGGAAAUCAUAAGGCAGCAGGUGGAAUCUUGUUCGCUCUCCUCUUGAGCACCUUCCUUUCCAUCGCGGCAUCCAUCUUCUGAGUAUUCUUUCAUGUUUUUUUGUAAUGUAGUAUUAUAUAUAUUGACUCUCGACGCCCU